AUGUUGGAACAUAGCUUCAAGCAAAAUUAUUGUUUUUUUGAAAACUAUUACUUUCCUUACGAAUAGUAGUCAUAUCAACAAGAAGAGUAGAUAUCUACAUAUAAUUUUCACUACUAAAACCAAUAUUAAGAUAUUGAACAAUAAUAAUAAUAAAAUGAAAUCUUCUCUAUUUUUGAGCAUUAAGACUUUAACUUUAACAGCUUUGUCGAUAAUAACUGA
This is a messenger RNA of Tetrahymena thermophila SB210, 219 nucleotides long. RefSeq lists its product as hypothetical. Lineage: Eukaryota; Ciliophora; Oligohymenophorea; Hymenostomatida; Tetrahymenidae. The transcript has a single exon. The record is from RefSeq and is a predicted model, not a curated record.